Messenger RNA from Cryptococcus wingfieldii CBS 7118, 1011 nucleotides. RefSeq names its product endonuclease/exonuclease/phosphatase. The coding region runs from base 1 to 1011 and encodes 336 amino acids. Gene Ontology annotation, molecular function: 3'-5'-RNA exonuclease activity. The transcript is spliced from 5 exons. Lineage: Eukaryota; Fungi; Basidiomycota; Tremellomycetes; Tremellales; Cryptococcaceae. The record is from RefSeq and is a predicted model, not a curated record.
AUGUCGAAUGUUGCUGUCGAGGAGAUUCAUAUCGCGACUGUCAACAUAAAAAAUGGCAACUUUAAUGGUCCAUCGAAACCCAAGGAGGUCUGGGCCGAGAAGCCUUGGAAGGAGCGAAAGACGCGACUCGUAGACGCCCUCCUGUCAUCGGGCCCGCUCGACAUCCUCGGUGCCCAAGAAGUCUUCAACUGGCAGCUGAAGGACCUCGCCGAGCUCUUUGGCCCCAGCUACGCCCACGUGGGAGUAGGCCGAGACGACGGGAAGGAAGGGGGCGAAUUUAGUCCGAUUUUUUAUGAUGCUUCCAAGUUUGACUUGGUCAAGUGGGGUACGAUGUGGCUUUCUUCCACUCCCGAGGUUCCGGGGUCUAAAGGCUGGGAUGCGGAUCUGCCGCGUAUUGCGACGCUUCUUACUCUCAAGUACAAGGACCCUUCUAAGAAGGGAGAGCUCGUGCAUGCGGUCAACACCCAUUAUGACCACAGAGGUACCACAGCUCGGGCGCAGAGUAGUUUGUUGGUGAGGUCUGCGAUCUGGCAGUGGGUGAAAGACGUUGAGCAGGCCGAGAAGCCCGGUAAGGUCGGGCCUCUUGUCUUCUUUGGAGACUUUAACUCCCCCCCGGAGGAAGACGGAUACAAGAACAUGACCUCCCUCCACCCCUUGCCUUCCGGCCAACCGUCUUUCACCUUUAUCGACACCUACACCCAUCUCCUCUCCCUCUCUUCCUCUCCCCACUCUUCCGCUUCUCCUCUAAAGACACUCCAAACCCGCCCCUACGGCCCCGCCUUCACCUACACCGACUUUGCCCCGCCCAACGCGCCCCAAGCUAAGCGUAUCGACUUUGUCCUCCUGGGCGCGGAAGUGGAUGACAAGAACAAUAGGGGUAAGGCGAGAGGAGGGUGGGAGGUGGUGAGGUAUGCGUGUGUUGAUAAUUAUGUGGAGGGGGAUGUGGAGGGUUGGAAUGCGAGGUGGAGUGAUCAUAGGGCUGUAAGGGCUACGAUUGCCAGGCCGGCUUGA